This is a messenger RNA of Plasmodium malariae, 6759 nucleotides long. RefSeq names its product conserved Plasmodium protein, unknown function. NCBI's taxonomy places the organism in Eukaryota, Apicomplexa, Aconoidasida, Haemosporida, Plasmodiidae. The record is from RefSeq and is a predicted model, not a curated record. The transcript has a single exon. Bases 1 to 6759 code for a protein of 2252 amino acids.
AUGAAAGAGAGUAAAAAUAAAAAGGAAAAUGGCGAGAACCAAGCUUCGAAUAAAAAUAACUAUAAAAAAAAAGAUAUAAAAAAUAUGAUAAUAAGAAAGCUUAAAAGAAGACUGAAAGAAGGAUUAAAUAAGUUAGAUGAACAGUACAAUCAAUUAGUCAACAUUUUCAGCUAUUUAAAUAAUAUAAAUAUUGAAAAUAAUAUAGAAGUAUUUCAAAAAAUUUCGAAUGAGCUUUCAAAAGAAAUAAAACAUGCUAACGAGGAAAAUAAUGAUGAUAUAGCAAUAUUAAAAAUGGAAAAGGAUUUAAUAAAAGCUGAUUUUAGAAAAAAUAAGAAAAUUUUAAAAAAUUAUAAUCAAGUUGAACAACAACAAGAAGAUGAAGAAUAUUUAGAUCAUGAAGAGAUAGGAAAAACUGUAAAACCAGAAAAAAGAAAAAAAAAGAAAAGAAAAGCAAACAAUGCAAACGCAUCACAUCAUUUUACUAAUUCAUUUACACCUUCCCAAAUUUUCCAUUAUAACUAUUUAUGUAUGGACAGCAAAUGUACCCAUAACGAUUUUACAAGUGACAACUUAAAAGUAAAAAAUUCUGUUGUCCUUAAUUUAUUUAAUGCGUUGUCGAAAAACAAAUAUUAUAAAGAAACGAAUCUAUGUGAUCAAGUAUUUGACUACCAAGACAGUAAUAGAAUAUAUAAGGAGGAGAAGAAAAAACUACGAAAGAGGAAGUUACUGACAAAUUUUUUUAUUCGGAAAAAAAAGAGGCAGAAACAGGGAGAGUCAGAGAGAGCAGCACUGGAAAGGGAAUCAGCGGAAAGGGGAGUAAUAGAAGGGGAAGAGGAGGAGGAGGAGAAGAAGAAGGAAGUAGAAAGAAAUAUUAACAAUACGUAUUAUUUUUCAUUAAAAAGAAAAUAUUCAUGUAGGGAGAAAGAGUAUCACUCCUCGUCUAACCCCUAUGAUGAAGAAAAAGAAGUAUCGAAAAAUGUUUCCAUAAGUUAUGAUAACAUUAAUAAUAAUAGUAAUAACAACAGUAAUAUCAAUGUUAAUAUGCAUAACAGUAGUAUCAAUGGUAAUAAUAAUAGUUAUAAUAGUAAGCAUGGUAAAAUAAUGAAUGAUAGUAAUUUUUAUAAUUCCUCUAACAAUGCUAUAAAUGAUAACAAAAAUAAGGUGUACUGGAUUUAUAUGAAGAAGGAAAUAAAUAAAAACGUAACCAGAAAUAAUACAAGAAUUAUGACAUCAAAUAUAUUAACAUUUUUCACAAGUAUAAGUAAAGUUUUUCCAUGUGAAAUAAUUGACAGAAAAAGAGAAAAAUUGAUAAGUUAUGAUGAUUAUAAGAAUGAAAAAAUGAACAAGUUUUAUGAUUAUGUAUUAACAGAUGAAUGCGAUAAUAUAGGGGGUAACCAAAUUAUGGAUACGAAAAAUGUUGAGUGUAAUACGGAUGAUUAUACUAAUAUAAAUUAUAAUCAAGUUACAACAAGAAAUAAUUAUAUUUACAUUUAUAUUAAAAGGAAGUUUAUUCCUGAAUAUUUAUUACGUAUAAAAAAGAAAAUUAAAUUAGUUUUAAUCUUUCCAUCCAACCAUAAUAUGAGUAAUUUUUACAGUAAUGACAAUGUUGAAGAUUAUAAUGAUAACGACCCGUAUAAGUUCAGUGCUCACAAGGUAACAAACAGAGUUGCAAACAGUGUAGUGAACCAUGUAGCAAACAAUGAGAUGGAUGAAAAAAGUGCAACAGAUAUAAGAGAAGGUAUUAUAAAAGAAGAGGAUGAUAUAGAAAAAAAGAAAAAAGUGUACAAACAGGAGAAUUAUAUUUCUGUGGGUGAGUGUAAUUCUCUAAGUUUGAGGAAAAGAAGAAAGAUAUGCUCUAGUAAGAAUGACAUUAACGUAGGGUCGAUAUACAAAUAUAAGAACAUUUUUAAUAAAAAGAAAAAACCCAAAAAAAAAAAAAAAAUGGACUAUGCUACUAGUGCGCUUAAAGCAGUAGAUGAUAGUUUCUAUUUUAAUAGUGUGUAUUUGAAUUAUUUAAACAGAAUAGAAAUUAAGGAUAAAAAAAAGUAUCAUUAUUUUUAUGUAGAUAAUGUAAAUUAUGAUCCUGAAAAUUAUGAUAUAGAGGAUAUAAUUAUUCAUUUAGAAAAAAUAAUAAAUAUUAAAAAAAAAAAUAGCACUUCCUCUUCUCCAUUCACACCUUCAUUAUUGUUAAAUUAUAUAAAUAAAAAAUACGCUAUAUAUUCUAAUAAGAGCAAAAAAAAAAAAAAAAGAAGCUACAAUAAAAAAGGAAAAAAUAGUAAACAGGAAAAUGUCAAAGGGAAAUGUGGAACUGGAGGGGAAAAGUGGGGUAAUGUAAGCAAUCACAAGGGAAACCAUAAUGAUAGUAACCGUGUUGGUAUUAAUCAUGUGUACAAUAACAAUGCUUACAAUAACAAUGCUUACAAUAACAAUGCUUACAAUAACAAUGCUUACAAUAGCAAUGCUUACAAUAGCAAUGCUUACAAUAACAACACUUAUAAUAAUAACGUUUACAGUAACAAUAUCGAUAGAAACAAUAAUGAUGACAAUGUUAGUGAUAAGAAGAUUAGUGACAGUAAUAUUAUUAUUAAUGAUAAACGGAAUGUGGUGAAUGUGGCAAGUGAUCGGGUUACUAGUAAUGUCGAUGAAAAGAUUAAGCGUAAAAAUAAUAGUAAGAAAAAAAAAAGUAUGGAUGAAAGAAAAAAACAUGUGAUGUACAAUAAUAAGAAGAGAAAUAAUAACACCAAACGAAUAUAUCGUAUAAAUAAAAAAAGGAGUUAUUCUAUUUUUGAUGAUUUUUUUUAUCAUAAUGAAUUUGAAGAUAAGAAGAGGAACGAAGAGGAAGAAGUGAAAAUAUAUUAUUUAAGAAUUCAUAUUAAUAUGUUAAGUUUUAAUGAUAACAAUGAUGAAGUAAUAUUAAAAUAUUACAUGCCCCCUAUGCAAAAUAGAGAGUUUAACAUAGAGGUUAAAAAUAAAUACAUUCCUUUCGAGGUUAAUCAUUUUUAUGAUUAUUAUUUAGAUAGAAAAAAUCAGCUAGAGAAAACUAUUAAAGAACACUCAGUUAUAUAUAAACAAAUAUAUAAGUUAUGGAAAGAAGAUAUUGAUAUAUAUGAAAAAGAAAAAGAAAAGAAAAAUAUAUUUGCAUGGGGAAUAUUACCUGUUCGAGCAUAUGAUCAUCCAAACAUUUUCGUUCCAUUACCUUGCGGAUUUAAACAUAAUAAUAAAAACUUAGCCUAUAACAUAACUAACGAUAAGAAAAUAUGUGAUGAUAAUUUAUUAGAAAAAAAAGAAAGGAAAAAAGAAUAUAUGAAUAUUAAAUAUGCUAAUUUAACAGGUCCAUGUGUAAAUUGGCGCAAAAACUGUAUAUUCUGUAGUGAUAUAAGAAAAAAAAAGUUUUUACAUUUAUCAGAUAUGUACCCAUAUUUUUAUUGUAUGCAAAAUAUUAAGUUGUCCUUAUUUUCUUUAGAAAGAAAUGUUAUGUACAGCAAUUCAAAUAACAUGCUGGAAAGUAUACAGCAUGGUUGCCUCGGUAAUGAAUUUGAAUGUACAGAGUCGUCUCUUUUUACAGCGAAUAAAAAAAAUGUAGCAACUAAGAAUGCUAGUUUAAAUGGUAGCAGUAGCACAAACGACGAAAGGGAUGGUGUCUAUCGCUUGGAUAGUAACGCUGAUUUGGUUGUGCGCAGAAGCGGCUUAGGGAGUUGUAGAACCCCCCAUGUUAGCGGUAAUAAUAUUAGUGAAAAUGAUAUGAGUGGUCAUAUUUGCGAAAACGAUAUCAACGGUAGUACUUACGGAAACGAUAUCAACGGUAGUACUUGCGGAAGCGAUAUCAGCGGUAACAGUACCAGCGGUAAAAAUGCUGACGGAAAUAGUGGUAGCCAAAAUGAAGAACAGAAUGAGUUGUACAAAUUUUUUAGCAACGAAGACCUACUGAAUGAAAAAAAUUAUAUAUGGAAUAAGCAAGAAAUUCGAAUGUUUUUAGAGAAGUAUAUAUUAUACCCAAAAAAAUUUGACAGAAUAAGUCAAUUCUUAGAAUUUAAAAAUACAAAGCAGUGUGUUGACUUUUAUUAUUUAACAAAAAAUUUUUUUAACUUAAAGAAAUUAUUAUUAACCUUAUCAGAAAACAAAAUAAAAAGAAAUAAAAAGCAACUACUGUCGCAUGUGAAUAAUUUUGAUAUUAGUAAAAAAAAUUCAAAAGAAGAAAUUGUUAAUAAACUAAUAAAAAAAUUAGAAAAUAAUUAUGUGAAAAGUGAAUUUGAAGAAACGAAUUGUGUAAAUUAUAGUUACAUAAAUGUGAGGAAAUUUUUUAAAAGUUAUUUUGUUAAAACAUAUAAAAAAACAUGUAAUAAAAAUAGUUCAAAUAAAACUACGAAUAAUAAUAAAAAUUGCACUUGGAAUACUAAUAAUAUGAAUAAAGGUAUACUUUUAGAAAAUAUGUCAGACGGAUAUGUAAUACCAAAAAAUUAUAAUUUUAUACUAAGUUCUAAUAGAAAGUUGUGCUUCCUAAUUAAGAAUGAUGAAAACUUUAUUUACAAUGGAAUUAACUCUGAUAUAAUUGAAAUCAAAUAUAGUGAGAAUAUAGAAAAUGACAAAAAAAAAGAAGACAGAAGGAGGAAAAACAGUGGUACUGGUAUUUCACCCAUUGCAGGUUCUACAGGUAUAAUAGAACCUUCUCAUUCUCACAAAGUAGAGGACAAUCCAUUUGUUAGUAUAAUUUCAAACGUUCAUAAUAAACCCCAUGUUAACGAAUUAGAAGAACAGGACAUAAACAGGAAUAAUACCAUAUAUCAUUAUGUCUCUCCCCCUCCUUUAAUGAACCCAGAGCAAAAAUACCAAUGUACGGAGGUACAUAAUCUAAUGAUUGAUUUUAAUAAGGAAAAACAUAGUUUGGUAAGAAACCUAAAUAAUAUUAAUGAUAAUAAAUGUGAUCCGGAUGAAGACAAAUGUCAUACAGAUUUGAAAUUAAAUUAUAACACAAUAGAAGAAAAAAAGAGUAGUAAUAAUUUUAUUUAUAACUACACGUGGAAUUCGAACAAUAUUGACAAUAUCGCUAGUAAUAAUGAACAAAAAGAUAAUUAUGACAGGAAAAAUGUAAAUAGUAACAUUGAUUUAAUACCCACAACAUACGAAUUAAAUAAAUGUAAAUACCCCCAUAUGUGUAAUAUUGAUGUGAAUAUUAACUCAAUCGAAUGUACUAAUAACCAGGUGCUUAAAAAUGGUGAACAGUGUGAACACAUGUCUAAAUUAAAAAUGAACAACUCAUUUGAAAAUAAUAUAGAACUUGAGUCAUGUGAAGAAAGCUUAUAUAAAUGUUAUGAAUUUUUAAAAAACAUGAAUCAAAGGAAUAACGAGAAUGUCAGUAAAAACCCCAUGCCUCAUAAAAAAGCGACAUCCUUUGCUUUUGAUUAUAAAUUAAAAAAGGGAAUAAAAAAGAAUAUUUUUCAAAAGAAAAAUUUCUUAUUACAAAGAGAAAAAAAUGUAAAAAAAAAUACUGCCUUCUCAAAAAUAAAAAAUGGAAACAUUCUGACAAAGGAAAGGGGUGAUAAAAGUAGUAAAAGAAACAAAAAAAUAUUCGAACAGCAAUUGGUAGUACAGCAUAAUUUUUCAAAAAAAAAAAUUGGACAUCAAGUUAACAGUAGUAGCAGUGGUAGUAACAAAGGAAAAGGCAUGGUGUUGAAAAAAGGGUUCUUUAAUGUUAAUUUAAAAAAUGAAAUAUACUAUAAUAAAAAAAAAAUAAAUGACAAGCAAGAGGAAGAAGAAAACAUGUUGGAAGUGGAAAACAGUAAACGCGAAAUGUAUGGAAAAAGUGAACAUUUUUCAUUAACAGUACAAACAGUUAAUGACUGGGAAAGGGGGGAAAUAGAAAUAGAAGAAGGAGAAGGAGAAGGAGAAAGAGAAAGAGAAAGAGAAAUAGAAGUAAAAGGUAGUGAAACUGAAAUGCAGUUACUUGGUGAAGAGGAAGAAGAAAAAGAAGAAUACGUACCACUAGACGAAACUUCCGGAAAUUUUGUUGUAAUAGAGCGUAACCGAAACUUCGUUGAAGGAGAAAAUGCAAUAAAUAAUGAUAAUAAAAGAAGAAAAUUUAACAAUAUAAAGAACCUUCAAACAGGUACACAUAUUUGUGAUUUUAAAGGAAGUAAACUAAUUUUUUUCACAAAUGAAAACUCUAAAGAUUUAAACUUUAAUGACUGUACAAGCAAUAUUCACGUUGAAGAACGCGUAAGUCGAGAGGAAAAAAACAUGAUGAGUAUCAAAGAUGGUAUUUUAAAUAACGAAGAAGAAGGUAUGUGGAACAUUGACGACACUGAUUAUGGUAAUGGUAAUCGCACUGGAAGUAGCAAUGGAAAUGGUUUUCAUGUUGAUGCUUAUGCUACAAGUGAACAAAAUGAAAAGCACUCAGUUACAGGCAACAACAAAAUUACCGCAGCAUUUAAUAAAAUAAAUGAAACGGACAGUAUGCAUUUGGAAAGUAAAAGGAAUUUGUUAGUUGAAAGUAAAUCAACCCAUAUAUAUUCUUUUGAUUCAGUAAAACAAGUUGAAAAUUACGAGGGAGAAAUUUUUGACCAAUCCAAGCAGCACUUACGAAAAACGGCUACAUGUUGGACCGAUAAAGAAAAAGAAAUUUAUUUUGAAAUAUUUUCGAAAGAUGGAAAAAAUUGGGAUUCCUUAUGUUUAGCAUUAAAACCAUAUGGAAAAACAAAAGAACAGAUAAAAAACUUUUAUCAAAAUACAAUUGCAAAAAAAAGGAAAAAUCAAGUUCCAUAA